AAAAAAGCUUUAAAACAUUACGAAUCAAAUAAAUUAAUUGGAAUUUAUAUAAAUAAAAUCGAUUUUGAAUACGAAAACCCUUUGUUGGCUAAAACCGUGGAUUUUUAUGAAAAAGGACUACAAUAUUUUCGAAACGAAUAUAGAAACGUAACAUUCAUCGCUUUAUGUGGAAUUAACGCAAUUUGUUUGGACAUAUUUAAAGAACAAAACGAUGUUUAUAUUUAUAAAUAUAAUAAUAUCGAGCGUUUAACUAUUGCGAUAUUAUCGCUUUGUAAUCAUGUUAUUUUCAAAACCGGCGGAAUUGGUUUAUGGGGAGGAUUAUUAUCGGGGGGCGAAAUAAUUUAUUCUUUUUGCGAAACCCUUCAAAUAAAUAAACCUGGAAAUUACACAAUCAUCCAAAGAUUAAUUGGAUCUAAAAAGAAUUGCGAUGAAUAUGAUUAUUUAAUUGAAAAUGUUCCAUAAAAAGUUUUUUUAUUUAAAAAUAAACGCAUCAACUAAUUCGUUUGUGUUUCGAAUACAAUGAACGUGGUUGCAUUCACCGGAAGUGAUGGGGGACGAAUCCCCCGCAAUACAGAUCACAAUUUAUAUAGACCAACAACAAAAUUGUUCGAACGUUCUCUCGAUUUGCCGCUUGUGUUCAAGUACCCGUUACAAACACCCUUAAUAAUCACGUUUUAGCCGACAAAUAGGGGGGCCCCCGGACCGCCCGUUCCAGUAACAUCAUUGGACUUUGUAUUCCGGCCGCCCACGCACGACUCCGCCCACGGGAAAAGCCCUCUCGAAGCUUUGCAUGCCGAAAGCUCCCAGAAACAAUCCAACAAUUUCAUCGGUUACAUGUUAUAAAGUUUUUCGAAAUUUCAAAAAUGAUGGAAAAUGCUAAUUUAAAAACACGUUCAAACCAACCGUGUUCACCCAAAGACUUUUUCGCGCGGCUUUACGGGCAUUUAGAGAGUGAUCGUGAUGAGAAAGACGACGGGGAAAGAGUUGUUGGUAAUCAAAAUGUUGUCGCUCCAAUUCCCGUCUUUCCAACUCCUCCAAUUCCGUUAUUUUUACCGCACGCCACUGAUGUACAAUUAACUGCCGCAGCCGCCGCUGGAUUAUCAGCUUUUUUAGCUAGAAGACGUCGUAAAGAAGGUAGGCCGAGACGGCAAAGGACUACAUUCAGCAGUGAACAAACUCUUCGUUUGGAAAUCGAGUACCAAAGGGCCGAGUAUAUAAGCAGAGGAAGACGUUGCGAGUUGGCCGAAUCUUUACAUCUAUCCGAGACGCAAAUUAAAAUUUGGUUUCAAAAUCGAAGAGCUAAAGACAAACGCAUUGAAAAGGCUCAACUCGAUCACCAAUACAGGAAAAUUUUUGGUACAUUCCCCGGUACAAUGUGUCCCAUAUGCGUUGACACCGCUUGUUAUCAUUCAACGACACCCUCGAUUUUACCACACUUCAAUUCAAGAUCAACAGAAACAACGGCGAGCGAAAACACCAAAGAACAAAGUUCUGUGAUUCAAUGAACUAUUAUAAGUAAGAGAAUGUUAAAAUAAUUUUGGAAGUUAGUUAAAUAAUUAAGACUGUAUUUAAAAUUAAUAUUAAUCUCAUCUAUAAUCCAACUUAAUAUUGUUAAAAAAAAAUGAUUUUAGUAGGAUUAUCUAGUCAUAUUUAUAGUGUUAUUAAUCUUAACAUGCACGUUGAAUAUUAUAAGUUUCUUUGUUUAUUCUUCACUCAAUAAAUUAUUCAAAAAAAAAAUAAUUUUUAUUUUCUCAUUUAUUUCUGUUUCGGUUGAUUGUAGUUUUAGAAAUUUUCUAUUGGGGCUUAAAGAGAUCAUUAAGAUCCUCAUCGCGAGUUCCAAGUAAUAUUAGGGUGGGUUUUUAAAAGAAAUGAUAAUAGCCGAGUUCGAAACGACCGAAGGGAUGGAUGGCGUGAGUUUUAAAUCGGCCACGGGAAAAGCCAGAUGAUGGACCGCGCGCGCCAAGGGCUAAUCUGCGACCGCUUUUGUAUAACAUCUGGCCACGCUCCGUUUGAGUCUAUGAUUGCCCGGCACGAUAUUUAUAUGGCAAGGCACAAUAAGGAGCCCUCUUCUUAUCGUUUCCCAAACCAACUCACUCCCCACGAACCCCCACACAAAAUCUUUCACCUUAAUGAGACUCUUUUAGACCGAGUGGAAGUUAUUUUUUUUUAUUAUGUAGUUUUAAUCUUUAUAGGUA
Onthophagus taurus is the source of this 2195-nucleotide messenger RNA. Its product is annotated as homeobox protein rough-like. Gene Ontology annotation, molecular function: DNA binding; DNA-binding transcription factor activity, RNA polymerase II-specific. Lineage: Eukaryota; Metazoa; Arthropoda; Insecta; Coleoptera; Scarabaeidae. Gene Ontology annotation, biological process: regulation of DNA-templated transcription. The record is from RefSeq and is a predicted model, not a curated record.